CCUCCUUUUUUGUUUUUAGGAUUUUGGCCUCAUGUGGUUGAUCAGUCGGUUACAACUCACCAAGUCAUCGUUGAUGGAAAACGGGAGGUUGGUUCGUCGUCUACGACGUUUCUCCUCGUCUAUGACUCAACAGACCACCGCUGUUCAUCCCAAAGUCACCAGCGACACCGACGACACCGCUGCAGUGCAUCCUAAAGUACAAAAGCUGGUGGACGAAAUCAUCGAAUUGAAUAUGAUCCAAGUGAAACAGUUGACAGAACAACUCAAGGAACGUUUAGGUGUCAGCGACAUGCCCAUGAUGGCAGCUCCCACCAUGUCGAUGCCACAAGGAGUUGCCCCUUUUACAGAAACCAAAAAGGAGGAAGCACCCAAAAAGGAGGAGAAAACGGAGUUCUCGUUGAAAUUGGAAGCUUUUGAAGCUGCUAAAAAGAUCCAGGUCAUCAAAGAAGUGAGAGCGUUAGCAGGUCUUGGUUUGAAGGAAGCGAAAGAGUUGGUGGAAGGGGUGCCCAAGGUUCUUAAAACAGGUGUAUCCAAGGAAGAAGGUGAAAAAAUGCGCGAUAAGCUGAAAGAACUAGGUGCAACUGUAGUUUUAGAAUAGGUGCUUGCUCUUUCCAUAAGGCAUAAAAUGGUCUUUAUCAACCUCUCUUUUCACUGCUGCUCGCUUUCCUCUUUCAAACUACCACCGUGCACUCUUGAUCUUCUGGUCGUACACAUAAUAGCCACCAAAAUAACAACCACAAAACAACAAUAUUCCGGGUAACAUAGCGGGGAGAUUAUCCGAUACCUUUCUCCUUGCUUUCGUCAUGAGAAGCUUCACAUCCGUCAGGUCAGCAAAAAGUUUCUGCUCAUUGGGUGAAACAAAAUAUUCAAUAACUCCCUUUAUUUUAUAAGGAGGUGCCUUGGGUGGCAUUGUAGCAUACAAAAAACAAUAUCGAGCAAAAUAACGAAUCUACCCAAAAGACAACAGGUCUGAGAUAAACUCUGACAUGCAAGCAUGAAUGUACUGACAAACAAAAAAACUAUCAUGUGACAAGUUGCCAAAACGCAAAUGAAAAGGAUUGGCAAUAAUGAGAUGCAAGCCAUAAUGUAAUUAUCUAUACGAUAAAAAUAUCAAAUAGGAAAUUUACUCUUUAUCACAUCUUGGAAACUCAACUUUUAUUAUGGUGAAGAUACAUAUAUUAAAAACUUUAAUAAAAAUAAGAUGUCAGCA
Messenger RNA from Galdieria sulphuraria, 1210 nucleotides. RefSeq names its product 50S ribosomal protein L7/L12 (mitochondria). The coding region runs from base 122 to 598 and encodes 158 amino acids. Gene Ontology annotation, biological process: translation. The record is from RefSeq and is a predicted model, not a curated record. The transcript has 2 exons. Gene Ontology annotation, cellular component: ribosome. Gene Ontology annotation, molecular function: structural constituent of ribosome. Lineage: Eukaryota; Rhodophyta; Bangiophyceae; Galdieriales; Galdieriaceae.